AAAUGAUAUAUAUCUCAACCACUCACUAGUGAAUUGACAUCAAUUUCCUGGUAGUCCUUAUCCAACUCCUACACCUUGAUUCUCCUUCCACAGGUUUGAGUUCCAGGAAACCUAUACAAAAGAGAACAGAGGAAGUAGAGGUCCUCAAAGAUCAACUCAACAUUUUCCAUUAUUUCAGGGCAUACUUUAACAUUCCCAUUUCUCAAUUACUAAGAGAGAAUAAGAAAUAACAGAGGUGCGUGUGCUCUGUCACUGUAUGUUAGUGAAUUGCAUUAGAAGGCUAAGCAUCCCAGAAACACACUAAGCCCCAGCUUCUACUCUUUUCUACCAAUCAUCCCAAAAACCAGGCUUCCAUGAACCUUGCAGGGAACUCACAAUCAGCAAUGGAAACUCUCUCUUCUUUCCUUCUCACUCAUGGCCUCUUACAUGGCCAGCAACCUAUGUUAACUACUUUGAUUAUCCCUCUCCUCUCCACUCUAGUCCUCUUACUCCUCUAUCUCUGCCGCAACAAGCAGUAAGGCAGCGAAAAGAAGGGACCACCCUUUCCUUUGGAGCUCCCCAUCAUCGGUAGCCUCCACCAACUAGGUUCCCUGCCGCAUCGCUCUCUAGCCCAUCUUGCCAAGAUCUAUGGACCGCUCAUGCACCUUAAAUUGGGCCGAGUCCCCACUCUGGUAGUCUCCUCUCCUAAGAUGGCCGAGCUCGUCAUGAAGACUUAUGACCACGCCUUUUGUAGCAGGUCCAUCCUUGUGGCCACCAACUACCUCACCUACGGCAGCACAAAUGUUGCCUUUGCACCAUAUGGAUCAUAUUGGCGCCACGUAAGGAAGAUUUGCAUCCUGGAGCUCCUCAGCUCGAAGAGGGUCCAGUCGUUCAGGUUUGUGCGAAAAGAGGAAGUGGGGCGCCUCGUCGACUCGAUCUUUGUAUCCUCCAAAGCUAAAGCUCCUGUCAAUUUGACAGAGGCGUUUCUUUCUCUCAGUAACAAUGUGGUCUGCAGAGUAGCACUUGGGAAGAGUUAUUGGGAGGAGGAGCCGGAGUUGAGGGAGAUAUUUGAGUCUUCCAAGUCGUUGAUUGGUGGCUUCUUUGUGGGCGACUUCUUUCCAUCAUUGGAGUGGGUGAAAUAUUUGACAGGGUUUCAAAGGAGGUUGGAGAAAAGCUUCAGGCAUAGGGAUUCAUUCCUUGAGAAAGUAAUCGCUGAGCACCUUCUUCCUACUCAUGGGAAGGAGGACGAGGAGGAAGAGGAGGAGAAGGACUUGGUGGAUGUACUGCUGCAGCUCCAGAAAGAGGGCACCCUGAUUUCACCCUCUCUACCGAUAACAUCAAAAGUGUUGUUAUGGAUAUGUUUGCAGCUGGGACAGAUACCACUGCAACAACACUAGUAUGGGGAAUGUCUGUGCUGAUGAAGAACCAAUUGGCAAUGAAAAAAGCCAAAGACGAAUUACGCAGCAUAGCUAAAAGCAGUAACACAAACAUGAUUGAAGAGAGACUUACACCAGCUCCAUUACCUGAAAGCAGUGGUGAAGGAGAUCUUGCGAUUGCACCCUCCAACUCCAUUAUUGGUUCCUCAUGAAUCGGUAGAGGAUUGCGACAUAAAAGCCUACUUUAUCCCUUCAAAGACCAGAGUUUUGGUGAAUGCUUGGGCAAUUGGGAGGCACCCAGACUAUUGAGUAGACCCACAAGUGUUUAGACCCGAAAGGUUUAUAGGUAGUGAUAUUGAUUUCAAGGGCCAAGAUUUUGCGCUGAUACCAUUUGGGGCCGGCCGAAGGGGGGGCCCUGGAAUUUCCUUUGCUGCAAGUGUUAUCGAGCUUGCAUUGGCCAAUCUCUUGCUUUGUUUUGAUUGGGCAUUGCCUAAUGGAAUGAAUCUUAAGGAUCUAGACAUGACAGAAGAUUCAGGGCUCACAGUGCUCAAGAAAACCCCUUUGCUACUAGUGGCAAGCACUUCAUGUUAACAGUGUGGCGAUUUUUAACAUUUUCUGUGUUCUUUUCCAAUUCUUUAGUAAUGCUAAUUUUCAUUUUGGUUU
This is a messenger RNA of Amborella trichopoda, 2018 nucleotides long. Lineage: Eukaryota; Viridiplantae; Streptophyta; Magnoliopsida; Amborellales; Amborellaceae. The record is from RefSeq and is a predicted model, not a curated record.